This is a messenger RNA of Penicillium subrubescens, 3810 nucleotides long. RefSeq names its product actin cytoskeleton-regulatory complex protein PAN1 (gene pan1). Gene Ontology annotation, cellular component: cytoplasm; mating projection tip; actin cortical patch. Gene Ontology annotation, biological process: actin cortical patch assembly; endocytosis; endosomal transport. The record is from RefSeq and is a predicted model, not a curated record. Lineage: Eukaryota; Fungi; Ascomycota; Eurotiomycetes; Eurotiales; Aspergillaceae. Gene Ontology annotation, molecular function: actin binding; calcium ion binding. The transcript has 3 exons. The coding region runs from base 1 to 3810 and encodes 1269 amino acids.
AUGGAAGGUGACAAAGCGAGAGAUCUCCUAAUGCGCUCGAAACUCCCCGGUAGCGACCUCUCCAAGAUUUGGGUCUUGUCAGACUCCACCAAGUCGGGCCAGUUGUUCUUCCCCGAAUUCGCCCUUGCCAUGUACCUUUGCAACCUGCGCCUGACCGGCCGCGAAGUUCCGUCAUCCUUACCUGAGACAAUUAAGAAUGAGGUUUCUAGCAUGGUCGAUAUUAUCUCGUUUGAUGUGCCCGACACGCAGCCCGUGCCAGCCCCGCGCACCAAUGCCCCCAGUUUCGAUGCGCCGCUUUUGGAGAACAAAUCAACACCUCCGAUCGUCCAGCAGCCUCAGCCUCAGCAGGCUAGCAACCAGCAGCUUCUGUCGCAGCUCACUGCCCAGCCCACUGGAUUCUUCCCCCAGCAGACCGGCAUGCAGCCUCAGCAAGCCGGCUUCCCGGGACAGAAUCAGUCGCAGUUCCUCCAGCCACAACAGACCGGAUUCCUGACCAACCCCCAGGCUACGGGUUACACCGGACCUCGACCUCCGAUGCCGCCUAUGCCUACUGGAUUUGGCUCGAAUCUCAGCCCUGCGCAGACUGGAGGACUGGCCGCGCAGCCUACGGGAUUGACUGCUCAGCCUACUGGCAUCCCUGGACAAUGGGGUUUCAUCAACACUCCCGCGCAGGGAUUGCCCAAUAUUGAGGCCAUGAAGCAGCAGCUCAUGCCCCAGCCUGGUCGCGAGGGUGGUUUCACUACUGCCAAUCUGUCCGGUAACGCUACUGUUGCUUGGGCUAUCACCAAGGAAGAGAAGAAGAUCUAUGACGACUUGUUCCGCGCUUGGGAUGGUCUUCGCAAGGGUUUCGUUGGUGGUGAGACCGCCAUUGAGAUCAUGGGACAGAGUGGAUUGAACCGUAAGGACCUAGAGCGCAUCUGGACCUUGGCAGACCCCCACAACCGUGGCCGUCUUAACAUGGAUGAGUUCGCCGUGGCUAUGCACUUGAUCUAUCGUGCUUUGAACGGGUACCCCGUUCCUAGCCGCCUUCCUCCUGAGCUUAUCCCCCCAUCCACGAGGCACUUGAAUGAGUCUAUUGGUACUGUCAAAUCUCUUUUGUCUCAGGAUGCCGAGAACCGCAAGGCCACUGGUGCCUUCUUGCAGCCCCAGAAAACCGGCGUCAGCUACCUUAAGGAUCACUCAUUCCGUGGCGGCGGCGCUGGUACCGCUGGGAUCGGCCGCAAGGAUGCGACGAUGUUUAAGAACAACGACGCUGCAGGCGGCUACCGUUCUAGUGCGCGUCGCCGUGUUGGUCAAGAUGGCCGUACUCCCUCUCCUGCCCCAUCCUCCCAAGCAUCUGAGACCGAUGAGCUGUCAGUUGAGCAACUGCAGAAGAAGAUCCGCGAGGCCAAGAUUAUGCUUGACGCCGUUGACUUCCAGGAUGAGAACCGUGCUGAGGAUGAUGAUGCUCUCGAUCGCCAGGACCGCCGUGAAGCUGAGAGCCUGAUGGACCGAAUUCGUCGCGUUCAGGAUGACAUUGACACUCACCCUAACGCUGCCUUCCGUGGCCUGGACAAUGGAGCGGAGCGUCGAUCCCUUCGUCGUCAACUGCAGGCUUACGAGGAUCAGGUUCCCCAGGUUGCGUCUGAUGUUCGCCGACUCGAGCGUGAGAUUGCCGAUGCCAAGCUUGAGCUCUUCCGUCUCAAGGAUGCCAAGGCUCACCCUGGCAGUGCGGGCAACAUUGUCGGCACUGGUCCCGGCGGGUCGAUCACCGAGGCCGAUCGCAUCAAGGCUCGCGCUCGUGCCCGUAUGCAAGCUCGUGCUGCUGAGCUUGCCGGUCGUCCUGUUCCUACCGGCACGGAUGACGACGGUCAAGCUGCUCGCCGCUUGGAGGCCGAGAACAACAAUGUGAAGGCCGAGCGAGAACGCAAUGAGACUAUGACUCGGGACGUCGAGGAGAGUGUUCGUGACUUUGCCAAGAGCCUGGAGGACAGUCUCCGUGACCAGGGUGAGAACUCUACUCGUGAGCACGAGAAGCGUCGUUGGGAGGAUGCACUUGGCGUGGAAGAUACUAUCCGCGAUUUCAUCUACGACCUCGGCCGUAACAGCCGGACCGCUCAUAUCCGCAAGGAAGAGCGUGAACGACCUGCUGCAGAUUCGAGCGCUCAAUACCGCUCUCCUACCGAGUCGCCUGCUGCUCGUCCUUCUAUGCCACCGUCGAGCGUCUCUUCUGGCUCAUACCCUGGAAACACGUACGAGGAUCGUGUGGCAGCUGCGAGAGAGCGUGCUCAGAAGCGCAUUGCUGAGCGUAUGGCCGCUGCUGGCCUGAAGCCCAAUGACGCUACCGAGACCUUGGCGCAGCGACAGGAGCGGGAGAAGCGUGAGCGUGAAGAGCGUGUCAAGCGUGCCGAGGAGGAAGAUGCCAAACGUGAGGCCGAGCGCCAACGCCGUCUAGCUGAGGAGCGUGGUGGACCAGCCCCUGCUGUCUCUAAGACUGCUGGCAAGAAGCCACCCCCUGCGCCUCCCACUCGCAGAGCCCGGACCGAUAGUGCUGGCCAGGCUGAUUCGAAGAAGGCGGAGGAUGUUGCCCGCGAGCAGGCCAUUAGGGAGGAGCAAGAGGUGCAGGAGGCUGAGACUAAGCGUCUUGAGGACGAAGCCAAGCUGCGCGAGGAGGAAUAUCAGAAGCAGAAGGAAGCUCAAGAUGCCAAACUACGGGCCCUUGAGGAACAGGUCCGACAGGGCAAGAUUAAGAAGCAGGAAGAGAAGCGCCGCAGGGAAGAGGCUUCACGCCAGGCCAAGGAGCAGGAGGCUAGACUUGAAGCCCAGCGUGCUGAGCUUGAGGCUGCCAAGGAACGCGAGCGUCAGCUGCAGCGGGAGUUGGAGGGUAUGGACGAGGAUUCUUCGGAUGACGAAGGCCCUAUCAACAUGACCCCUCAGGACAGCACUCCCACGCAGAGCCAGGUUCUAUCUGCUCCUCCUAUUCCUACUAUCGCUGUCCCCGAGCCUCCUGCGCCUGUUCAGGAGGAGAAGGUUGUCAGCCCCGACGCCUUCCCGGAUACUACACCUGAUGCUGAAUCCAAGAACCCCUACUUCAAGUCUCUGGGCCAGCAGCCCUCUGAGCCCACGUCGGCCACCUCACCCCCGGCUGCUCAGUCCACCAACCCCUUCCACCGUCUCGCCCAGCAAGAGAAGCAAGAGCCACUCAAGCCCACCUUCACCGGCGCCGUUCCAUUGGAGCGCAAGACCCGUGCCCGGCCCGAGGACGACGAUGACUGGUCUGCCGCAGGCUCCGAAUUCGACUCCUCCGACGAGGAAGACGACCACCCUGGCGGCGGCAGCGCCAAGCAGCUUGCCAGCAUCUUGUUCGGCACCAUGGCUCCUCCCCGUCCCCUGAGCGCCAUGGACGAAGACAAGUCCACUACCCCAGUGCAAGCCAGCCCUAUCGCUCCUCCCCCUCCCCCUCCGCCAGCAACUGUUUCACCCGCAGCCGUUGAAGAAGCUUCUUCUCCAGCUCCUCCCUCUGGCAUCCCCCCUCCACCACCCCCACCUUCUGGAGUCCCAGCUGCCGUUCCUCCUCCUCCACCUCCUCCAGCAGGCGGCGCCCCCGUGGCACCACCACCGCCACCUCCCUCCUUCGGAGCCCCCGCUGCUCCCCCUCCACCCCCUCCUCCAGGUGGAGCCCCCGGAGGUCCCCCGCCACCUCCCCCAGCCGCGGGUGGGUCCGGCGGUGGCCGCUCUGCGCUCCUUGCCUCCAUCCAGGCGGGUAAGGGUCUCCGGAAGGUGCAGACCAAUGACCGUAGCACGAGUUCCUCGGCUGGUCGGGUGCUGUGA